Messenger RNA from Erythranthe guttata (spotted monkey flower), 979 nucleotides. The record is from RefSeq and is a predicted model, not a curated record. NCBI's taxonomy places the organism in Eukaryota, Viridiplantae, Streptophyta, Magnoliopsida, Lamiales, Phrymaceae.
UUAUUUAGGAUGAAUUAAUUUCGUAUUUACGCAAAAUAAUGUUUAGGCUUGCGACAAAAUCUUGAAAACAUCGAACUGCUAUUAUCUGCAAGUUCAUCGGAAUCUCCGAUGGAGUCAAUCUUCAAUUCACUCUGUAAUGGAAAAGUGGACCCCACUCGCAAACUCCACUUCUCUUCUUUGUUAUUUAUAUAUUUACCUCUUUUUUUCCAUUAAAACUGAGCUAGGGAAACAUCCGUUUGACAUAUGGCGGUAAGUGUUUGAUAAAAUGCCUACGUCAUCUUCUUGUUCAUUAUUUAAAUUAUUAGUAUUUAUUAGAAUCAUCUUUUUUUUUCUUUAAUUUUCAAAUGACUCAUCUGCAGCAGCGAUCGCAUGUUCCGAAGUUCGGAAACUGGGAAGGCGGCGACAACGUACCUUACACAGCCUACUUUGAGAAUGCACGUAAGGAAAAAUCGGAUGGCGUUCGUAUAAACCCUAACGACCCGGAGCAAAACCCGGGGGCAUUUACUAUUAGAGCACCGCCAAAUUACGUUCAUCGGACCAUGGGUAAUUCGGAAAGUUAUUCAAGCAGUACGACUGAGAGAAGUCCCUCCGAUAAUUCGGUGGUUAAAACGAACCGCCACCGAAGAAAAUAUACGAGUGAUGAUGUUUCAGUUAAAUCGGUUUCUGUUCCGAAAUUUGGUGAAUGGGAUGAGAAAGAUCCGAGAUCAGCGGAGGGCUUUACGGUCAUUUUCAAUAAAGUGAAGGAGGAAAAACAGAUUGCAGCUUCUAAGUUCCCUCCUGUGCCAAUACAGACUAUCAACGACAACUGUCGGACUAGCCAGAAAAACGAGAGUAGAAAAAUACGCAAAUUUUGCUGCCUGUUUUGAAGAGCAAAAAAACAUCCUGCUGUCAAAUACUGUUUUACUAUAUAAGUUUAUCUUGUAUGUGAAUCACUUGUUACACAUAAUGAAUCUAUUACUGCAAUGGAUUUCGAAUCAAU